Messenger RNA from Scutellospora calospora, 274 nucleotides. NCBI's taxonomy places the organism in Eukaryota, Fungi, Glomeromycota, Glomeromycetes, Diversisporales, Gigasporaceae. The record is from the annotation of a GenBank genome assembly.
CAAAUAAGGACUCCCGACUCCUUCCCAAACAUAAAUGACAAAUAUAAUGGUGAAGCUUUUUACAAAUGGAUGAUGAGCAAAGAAUACAGAGAAUAUGUCCAUAUUCCCAAAUUCAAUGUUAGCUGCAGUGCUAAUGGUCAGCUUGUCAGCUAUAAUCCUAGUGAUCCUGAUUAUAUUGAUCAAAGCAACCCAACCAACAAUCCUGAAGAAGUUAUCAAUGUUAAACGCAAUCCUUAUGGAUAUACAAAAAAUUAUAUUACGUAUACAGAAGAAG